Choloepus didactylus (southern two-toed sloth) is the source of this 7099-nucleotide messenger RNA. RefSeq names its product ethanolamine kinase 1 (gene ETNK1). Gene Ontology annotation, molecular function: ethanolamine kinase activity. Bases 260 to 1351 code for a protein of 363 amino acids. The record is from RefSeq and is a predicted model, not a curated record. Gene Ontology annotation, biological process: phosphatidylethanolamine biosynthetic process. The transcript is spliced from 8 exons. Lineage: Eukaryota; Metazoa; Chordata; Mammalia; Pilosa; Megalonychidae. Gene Ontology annotation, cellular component: cytoplasm.
CGCGGUUGCCGCGGUCGAGCGCAGGCGAGAGGAAUUUUCCCUGUGAACACCUUAGGGCUCAGUUCAGCUCCUGUCCAUACAGGUCGGCGAGAGUGUCUGCUCUCGCCGUUCUCCUACCGCUCACCCGCCAGUCUAAGCGCUCCCAGCCCUCCCGCGAGGGCGCCCCGGGACGGAAGAAUCCACCAGCCUGUCGGCGCCAGCCGUUCUCGUGGUCGCCGUCGCAGUCGUCGUUGUGGUAGUCUCUGCUGUCGCCUGGGCCAUGGCCAAUUACAUCCAUGUCCCGCCCGGCUCCCCGGAGGUUCCCAAGCUGAACGUUACUGUUCAGGAUCAGGAGGAGAAGCGCUGCCGGGAGGGGGCCCUGAGCCUCCUGCAACACCUGCGGCCCCACUGGGACCCCCAGGAGGUGACCCUGCAGCUCUUCACAGAUGGAAUCACAAAUAAACUUAUUGGCUGUUACGUGGGUAAUACAAUGGAGGAUGUAGUCCUGGUCAGAAUUUAUGGCAAUAAGACUGAGUUGUUAGUUGAUCGAGAUGAGGAAGUCAAGAGUUUCCGAGUGUUGCAGGCUCACGGCUGUGCACCACAGCUCUACUGCACCUUCAAUAAUGGACUAUGCUAUGAAUUUAUCCAGGGAGAAGCACUGGAUCCAAAGCAUGUCUGUAACCCAGCCAUUUUCAGGCUAAUAGCUCGUCAGCUUGCUAAAAUCCAUGCUAUUCAUGCACACAAUGGCUGGAUUCCCAAAUCUAAUUUAUGGCUAAAGAUGGGAAAAUAUUUCUCUCUCAUUCCCACAGGAUUUGCAGAUGAAGACAUUAAUAAAAGGUUCCUAAGUGAUAUCCCAAGCCCUCAGAUUCUUCAGGAAGAGAUGACUUGGAUGAAGGAGAUUCUUUCUAACCUGGGCUCGCCGGUUGUACUUUGCCAUAAUGACCUAUUGUGUAAGAAUAUAAUCUACAAUGAGAAACAAGGUGAUGUACAGUUCAUUGAUUAUGAAUAUUCUGGAUACAACUACCUGGCAUAUGAUAUUGGAAAUCAUUUCAAUGAAUUUGCAGGUGUGAGUGAUGUAGACUAUAGUCUCUAUCCAGAUAGAGAACUACAGGGCCUGUGGCUGCGCUCUUACCUUGAAGCCUACAAAGAAUAUAAGGGCUUUGGGACAGAAGUUACUGAAAAGGAGGUAGAAAUACUCUUCAUUCAAGUCAAUCAGUUUGCUUUGGCUUCUCAUUUCUUUUGGGGAUUGUGGGCUUUGAUUCAAGCCAAAUACUCCACUAUCGAAUUUGAUUUCCUUGGGUAUGCAAUUGUUCGUUUUAACCAAUACUUCAAAAUGAAGCCUGAGGUUACUGCAUUAAAAGUGCCUGAGUAAAGAGGAGGUUUAGUUAUUCUUAUGUAGCUGGGCUAUCUUUGUGAAUCUUUUCUUAAGAAAUUCUGAAAAGCCAAUAUUUGUUAAAAUUUUGUUAUUUAAUCUGGUUAUUUUGCUUUACAAAUUAUGCCUCUAAACAACCAAUCUGUUUUUUACAUUUACUGAAUGAUGUCAAGAAAUAUACCUACUGUUAUCAGUAUGUACUGGAUUAGAAAUUUGUUAAAUCUGCAAAAAGUUAUACAGAUGUCAGUUUAAUCCUUUCUUUCUUAAUUUAAUCUAUGUUAUAUGUGAGUUAUUUAUUAGGAAUUUAACAUGAAUCUGCGACUGCUUUCAUCUGUUUCAUCUGGUUUGUUUAGAAUAAGCAAUGAAAAUGUUCCAGAAUAAGUUUUUAAAGUUUUACUUUAAUAAGAUUAAUUUUAGUAAGCAUUCUAGGUGUUCAGUAGAAACAUAUUAAACUUGAAACACUGUAAAUGAAAUGAAUAAUUUACUCUUGAAAUGCCAGUCAGUCACUGGUAUAGAUAGCUUAGGAUGUUCAUAAAAAAUACCUGUUUUGGAGAGCCAAAUACAUUUACUUUCUAUGUUGGUAGUAAUUCUUUUUAAACUUAAUAAAGAAAGUUCUUUUGGGGGAAUGUAUCUUAGAAUUAAAUUCCCUUCACCCUACAUUGUCUUCAGUAGAAAUAUUGAUAUUUACCGUAUAAUCCUGGAAUAGGUAUGAUGAGUUAUGUUGUAAAAAUCUGUAUUAAUACUCUCAUUUGCUAAAUAUGGUCAUUUAAGUUACUAGUUUCAGUGUUUAAAAUUUUACUUUAUCAAAUUGUUGCUACCCAAAACUUUUGUUUUACUUACUGAGUUGUUUUAGGUUUUUGUUUGUUAUUAAAUAGUAGCUAGUAGAAUGACUGCUAAUUUUUGAAACAGAUAUAGAAAAUGUAGCAUAUUUGGGAACAAGAAAAUAUCAUUUAGAUCAGUUAUUUUUACCUCUCCAGUUUCAUUCCUUACAGUCUGGUUUCAUGUUUUAGUUUGGUUCUAUUCUUUAGGGUGAUAGCACAUGAUUACUUGGUACAUGUAAGUUCAAGGUAAUAACAUGAGGCUGUUAAAAGAAUUAAAUAAGGAACAUUUAGUACAUUGAUCUUGUAUGCUUAAAUCUGAUGUAACAAAAUGUGAAUUCAGCAGAAAUAGUCAUAGUAGGAUGGCUUUUGUUGUUGUUUUGUCUUAUUUUUGUUAAGUAUAUUUUUUAAAUUUUGUUUGAGUGGUGAGAGAAAAGCAAUUGUUAUAUGGAAGGAAGUUAGAUCUUUGGGAUAGAUAAGUAGGUUCAAGUUUUGAAGAUUGUGUGAUACUGAACAAUCCUGGUUAACUUUACUUUGAAAAUUAGUCUGACGAGCUUUGCACUUUGGUCACAUAAGUGCCCAUGUACAAAGUUGGCUCAGUUUAUCUGCAUAUUCAGAAUAAGCAACCACAACUUUAUACCCUGAGAAAUCUCAUGGGGAGUCUGAUGUGGUAUUUCAAAUGACUUAUAUUCUCAGACAAGUGCUUUAAAAUACUUGGAUUAUUUCAAGAUGUUUAAAGCUAAUAAGUAGAAACACUUAAAGGCCAUAUUAAAUGGGAAAUUCUAGUUACAGAAUCUUAAAGUCAGUGUUAGGAAAAGAUUUGUUUUCUACCUCCCCAAUAUUAUAGAUGUUCACUUUUGUUCUUAUUAACAAUGUUACUCUAUGAUCCAGUAGAAUUUUGUCUAGUUGAUUAAAUGAAUGGAACCAAUUAAAAAAUUAAUUGAUGGAAUUUUCAUCCAUGGUUGGAACAUUUUCAUAGAAGGAUGAAGAAAUAUAAUGCUCUUGGGUUUUUUUCUUUCUGACUUCUUAAAGUGAAACAGUAUGUAUCUUGGAGAACUAUGGGAGGAGAAAAGGGCAUUUUUCUACCUCAUUCCAUAUUCUUCAAACCAUUUUGAGUAGAGAUUCACUGAGCCAUUGUUGGUAGACUGUGCAUAGUUGCUACCUGUGACACUAUUGUAUGUAUUUGAGAGAUAUUCAUAACAAGUGAAGUGGUGGGGCUGGGUAAUAGAGUCUCUCACUUUAGUCCUAGGAGUAUACAGUGUAUCUUGUGAACAAAGUGAGAUACUUACAUAACAUCUCACUUUGGUGAGAUUUUGAGUAUUGUGAUGCUCAUAUUUUCUGUAUAGGUUUUUGGGAUCAUGGUGCAGGCUACAAAUAGGGUUCAAAAUUACUUCCUUCUGUAUUGACCAUUUAAGGGAUUCUAAAGGAAGAUAAAUCUCAACAACAUUCUAAAAACGUUCCUCUAAAAUUUGUCUUGUGGUUUACUGAGAUGUCUUUUGCCUUUCUAUGUUAAGCUAAGGAACUUGAAUGCCUUACUUAAUAACUCAACUGAUAGUAAGCCCAUUUUGUAAAUAAUGAAAAUGGAUGUUAGAAGUGGCAUUCUUGUAUAUUCAGUGUUAUUCAAUAGACCAUAGAGGCCUAGAUGCUUUAACAAGCAUAAUUUAAUGAUUUUUUUUUUCCCUUAUGUACCUACACAAUCUUUCCUUAACAGUGAUAUUUGAUAUUUUAUUCUCCUCCUAACCCUAUGCCACCACCGUUUUUUGGAAAUCAAAGCAAUGUGGUAGCAAAUCAUGCUGUUCACAUGAUCAUCUGAGAUCAAUUUGAGCACAAAAAACUCGUCAACUGGUCUGCCUGGAAUGUAUAUAAAACUGUAAAUAAAAAUUUGUAAAUUAGUGUGACUUGUAUCUUACAUAUGAAAUAGUGUAUUGUUUUGCAUUCGCUUUCAUUUUGUAGUUUUUCUUUAAGAAAAUGAUCCAGCUCUUUGGUUUUGCACUGGAAAAAGCCAACAGUUCUGGCUGCACAGUGGGAUAACAGAGGAACUGGAAAUAGGGUUUCUGUUUUUAUGUUAAUGUCAUCACUUAUUUAUUUAGCCUCUCAGUGCCUACAAUGACUUUUUUCACCUCUUUAGUUGCCCGUUAGUUUUUGUGAGGUUAGAUUCCUGGAAGCAGUGAAUUAAUACAUUGUUAUAUUAAUAGAGCUCCAUUCUUUGAGUCAUGAAUGGAAAGCAAAUUAAAAAUAUAACUUAGUGAUUGCAAACUGAAGUAUUACCCUCUUCUGUUUUCAGAGUUAUUAACCUUUCUCUACAAAAAAUCCAUGAAGUUUUGUGUAUCUCAAUGUGAAUCUAAACCCCAUGUAUACAAGAGAUAUGAUAAAUAAUAGCUCUUGGUUCAACUGAAGUACAUCUCAGUUGGCUUCUCUAAAUAAAGUUCAUUAUUUAGAAGGGACAGAAGGGAAAUAAGUAAUCUUUUAAUGAAAACUAUUUCCAUUUUAGCUGAACUAAAACUAUUUUAAUUUCAUUUUAACUUCAAAAAUAUAUGCCUAUAAACCUUACAGAUUUAAAGAAAAAAAUUCCCUGAACACUAAAAGUUAGAAACCUCCACUUUUAAAAUUAUACAGGCAAUUCUUUUUUAGAUUACACUCAAGCCUUCUAUACGAUUUUAUAAAUUCCUUACUUUGCAAUAUAAAGAAUAAUACUAUGUAGUAGUUGUGUUUUCUGCUUUAAAUUGCUUUACUAAGCAUUUUAUACUGCAUUCCAAAGUGAUGAAGAUUUAAGCUUUUAAUAUUUUUCAGUCAUUCAGUUGAUGGAGCAACUUAAUGCUUUAUGCUAGGUGGAGCGUUGUUUUUGGCAGCAGUUUAUGCUACUUUACAGAAAAGAAGGGAAGUGCUAGUAAUUAUUCACAGAAGGAAAAGAAAGAUAAGUAUGUGGUAAAGCUACUUUAUUUCAAAAUUUAUUUGCUCUGAUUUUUCUUCUUUAGUCCAUUAGAUUUUAGAAUGUCCUUUGGGGACUUGAUUACAUAUUGAGACAAUCUGUUUUGUUUGCUUGGUUUCUUUUUUUUUUUUUUUUUUUUUUUAAAGACAAUAGUUAUAUUGAACCAUCCUUUUUUUCUCCUGCAUACCAUAUGUGUGAUUAUAUUGUUAUAUCUUGUGUUGGAUGUCUUUGGACAGAAAAGUCUAUCAAUUAUUUAAAUAAAAUUUUCCCUGUUUUUGAAGGUGUUUGUAAAUGUGUUGCUAUGAAAGAAAUUAUUUGGAUUUGCAUUUCAAGGGGGGAGAUCUUCCCCCCACCCUGCCCCCAAAAAUGGUAUAUUGAAAAAUGAAAUCUGGAAAAGUUUUUGUUUCAAAUAAGUAAUACUUGAAAACUGAAAUUAAGAUAUAUUAUAGGAUGAGUUAGAUUUUCCUGGACAGAUUUUUACACUAAAAUUUUUCAUUUCUGAAUCAUAAUUUCAAAUGGAUAGAAGAUUGGACUAUUUGGAUGGAAAAAAUGAUAGUGCUUGUAGAAAAUAGCCUUUUGUGUUCAAGACAUCUAAAAUUCAAGUUGUUAGGUUUCUGUCCUGAAAUAUGCUUUCUCUUCUUUCCUAUAUUUGAUGCAUUUACUAUGCUAUUGGUGUUAUAAAACAUUAGGGUUGAAAUACCACUAUAUCUGUGUUCAGUAUGAAUUCUAUAGCGAUUCUAGUUAUGAAAAUAGUUGCUCUCUAAAAUACCCCUUUAAUCCUUAAAUGUAGGCAUUUCUUUCUGUUUACAUCUUACCCAUUAAUGGCAUUAUAAAUACCAUUAGUCAUGAUAAGAUGUUUAUAAAAAUUGAAAACAUUACAUAUUGUAUUUGAACUAGUUUGUGAAGGGUAAGACACUCCUGAUUGGUUUGAAUUGUAGGCGUUCCAUUAGUUAAAUUUAAAAACUCCUAAUAAAGGAACUUUCAAAGAUACAUUGAAGCCUUAUGGUAUCCAUAGCUUCUGUGAUCUGGAAAAGAUCCCUCACCUCUCCUCUAAAAACAGUGAAGAAGAGAGUGUAUUCUUGCCAUGGUUCUGGUUAAAGUGUGCUGCUACUUAAAUGUAGCUACUAUUUAAAUGAAAUUUUAUUGUCCAAUAAUCUGAAGUAGUUUCUUGUAUUUACCUGUACUAAAAUAACUAUAAAUUGAUGGAAUCUGCAAAGAAGAAACUUUUUGACUGUCCUGUAUUUAGGAGCCUUCAUAUAGCUAGGUCAGUUUCCAUGAUAUGAAGUAUUUGAAUUUUAAAAUAUACAGUUAUUAUAAGGAAAAAGACAUGGCGUUAUUCCAUGUGCUUAAAUAAAAGUAAUUUCCUCAUUCAGUUUCAGAAGAAAAAAUGAGAUGAGUAAUUGUCAUUGCAUUAGCUGUAUGUUGAAUUGGGAAAUUGUGACAUAAAAACUUAAAUUUGCAUUUAUCAAAUGUGAACCAUAGUGUAUAACGCUGCUUUGUAUAUACUGUAAGUGCUGCAAAUAGUCUCAGCACUGAAAAUGUCUUGAUACCUCUCAAAUGAAUGCAACUUUCGAUGUAGGUGUUUUGAUAUGCCUCAGAAAGUAUCUGAGUGUCUAAGAACUUGUUAAUCUGUUUAGUAAUGAAGAUACUUCCUGUUUUUAUUUGUUGCAUAUUUUCAUGUUUAAAAUUUAAUUUUUACAUUUUUGCUACUGUUAAUUUAAGUAAAAUUUGUUCUGUGGAUAAAAUUGGGUUGUCAGUGAAGAAAAUUUAAAACAACAUCAUUCAUGUAACUGCCUAAGUAAAAAUACAUUUUUGCUAUUUGUUCCAAAACUUUUAAUGAAGCUGUUUGUAUUUCUGUUUAAACAUAGGUGAUAUUUAGGCUUUAUUUCUGUUUAAUAAGGCCUUCUACUGUUGAUUAAAUGAAGGAAUGUAUCUUUCUGAAGAGAUUUAUCUUCUGUAAAUAAAAAUUGGUUGUAACAAUAAAAUUGGGUUCUAACUGCA